Neoarthrinium moseri is the source of this 1563-nucleotide messenger RNA. RefSeq lists its product as uncharacterized. NCBI's taxonomy places the organism in Eukaryota, Fungi, Ascomycota, Sordariomycetes, Amphisphaeriales, Apiosporaceae. The record is from RefSeq and is a predicted model, not a curated record. The coding region runs from base 1 to 1563 and encodes 520 amino acids. The transcript is spliced from 3 exons.
AUGACCUCUCAGACCCGCAAGCGAAAGUUUGGGACGUUUCAAUGUGCCAACUCUGAAGCCUCGUCAUCCAUUGAGGUUGUGAGAGCUACCAAGAAAGAUCACAAGAUAGUGCCUCGAGCUGCAGAGAAAGGGAAGACAGGUCACAACGGCGAUGAGACGCAAAUCAUUGUCAAGCAGGAACUUGAUUCGAUAACUGAUAUGAAACCGUCCCGCACGUUGCAGGCUAACAAUCCCAACAAAGUUUGCUCUGUUAACGAGAGCAUUGAAGAUAUCAAGAGUAUCGCAUUGAGUAGCGAACAGCUUGUGGCUCAGCUUCGGGAGGAGACCAUAGACUGGAAGGAUGGGGUUGCUGAACAAUCUCAAAAGGUGGUGCAGUCUUAUGAGACCCGGAUGAAGUCCACUGAGGAUAGUGUCAACGCAGUUGUUGAUGGAUCCAAGGCUCUGGGGAAGAAAUACGAGCAACUUGCUGGUGAGAUCAACAAGAGAACUGAUGCCCGCCUCAAAGAGUUCACCGACCACAUGGCUGCCUUCUUCGCACAAAAGGUCACCGCGGCCCCCUAUGCCAACAACCAUUUUGGUGUUGGCGACUUCGCCUGCAGCACCCCGUCAGUCGCAAAUUCAACUGGAUCGUUCAAAAGUUCAUCAGAAGCUACUAAAAGCAGUAUGAGUUCGUACACGAGCAUACCCCCAACUUCUAAGCUAUCAGACAAGGUCACGCCGACAGCCGCUUCCGUUGGUUCAAAAACAACGACCAGCUCUGUCUUGAAACUGGGCAUCUCCUCGAAUGGAUACUUCACAGACACCCGACUUACCAAGGCGGGGUAUCAACACCUUCUGCACACUUUCGAUUUUACAGACGUCGCAAAAUUGGAACAUCUGUCGAAGAUAGACAACAGGAGUCACUCGAGAGAUUACUUCCUCUUCUGUGACCUCACAAGCCCGAACGCCAAUACAGACUACGUCAUUAGAAUAGGCGAGUCCGCUGCCAGUAUUAUGGAUCACGCACCUGGCGUUAUCUAUAAGAACCACCCGGAUCUGAUGAACCACAAUCUUACUUCCUUGCGGAUCUUCGAAUUAGAGAUCUCGGAUGACAAGGCUAGCCGCAAUGAACUGGCGCAGCUCGAUGAGUGGAAAAGAAAGUAUCAGCCCCCUCGAUAUGUUUACGACUUAGGUCAGCUGUUCUUGUUCCGCCACUGGAAGAAGGGAAGUACCAGAACCACUCUGAUAUCCAGCUGCUACAAUGUGGUCAUGGAUGUCACGAAGGCCGAAAAGUCACUUUGGCUUGUGGCUAGGCCUGGCUGCCCGUUAGACGUGCGCCAGAACUCUAAGAACCAUAAAGACCAUACUAUCGCCUUCAAUCAAAGCAGCCGCUCCUACAUAGCGUGCUUAUCAAAGAACGUGCGCAAUAUUUGUUUCACCCGCGAGAAGAACUCGCAGGAUUCCUUCCCCGAAUUCACAAGGGCAGACAACUUGGUCCUUGAGUCCGCUUGCAACGUCCCGGUGGAGAUUCGUGCUAAAGCAGCUAACAUCAAGAAAAUGCAGGAACUCAUGGAGUCUGCCUGA